AUGACCUCCAUAAGCUCCUACGUCAGCAGCGCUGCAGACGUCGAGCCCACCCUGCGCCGCUUCCAGGAGAUGAUUGCCAAAUACCAGUUCAUGGAAGCCAAUGUAUCCAAACGAGCUGCGGGGCUGAGGGAGAAACUACCCGAGAUGGAGAGCACACUCUCCACCAUCCGCUUCCUGCGCAGAAGGAAGGCGAAGCUCGAAGAGGGUGAUGAUGAUGAUGAUGAUGAUGAUGAAAAAGAAGAAGCGGUGGCAGAUCUCGAAACCACAUUCUCGCUGAAUGAUACGCUCUACGCGAAAGCCAAGAUUGCGCCCAGGGAGAUCGAGGAGGUGUAUCUCUGGUUGGGCGCUAACGUGAUGGUUGCGUAUCCUCUGGCCGAGGCGGAGGAGAUGCUGAAGGCGAGGGUGGAGAAGGCGGAGGAGACGCUGAAGGCUUGCGCCGAGGACAUGGAGUUUCUGAGGGUGCAGAUCACGACGGUCGAGGUGGCGACGGCGAGGGUGUAUAACUGGGAUGUUGUGGAGAAGAGGAAGAGGAAGGCAAUCGCUGGGAAAGAGGGCGCGGAGGGAGAGGAAGAAGGAGGACAAGAGGAGGGUUAG
This is a messenger RNA of Endocarpon pusillum Z07020, 594 nucleotides long. RefSeq lists its product as uncharacterized. Gene Ontology annotation, cellular component: prefoldin complex; cytoplasm. Gene Ontology annotation, molecular function: tubulin binding. Gene Ontology annotation, biological process: microtubule-based process; tubulin complex assembly; protein folding. The record is from RefSeq and is a predicted model, not a curated record. The coding region runs from base 1 to 594 and encodes 197 amino acids. The transcript has a single exon. Lineage: Eukaryota; Fungi; Ascomycota; Eurotiomycetes; Verrucariales; Verrucariaceae.